AUGGGCUCUAUUGCGGCUGAGCAAAAUGUUGAGGUCCUGGUGAUUGGAGCCGGGAUUUCAGGCAUCUAUAUGCUAUACAAGCUACGGGAGCUGAACAUCUCUGCAAGAGUACUUGAGGCUGGCAGUGGUGCAGGCGGGACAUGGUAUUGGAAUCGAUACCCUGGGGCACGUUUUGAUUCCGAGAGCUGGACGUAUUGCUAUUCGUUUUCUAAAGAUCUCUUGAAUGAAUGGGACUGGAAGGAGCAUUUUGCUCCACAGGCCGAAACAGAGAGCUAUCUCAACUUUGUGGUCGACAAAUUCAACCUUCGCGAGGGUAUUCAAUUCCAAAGUCGCGUUAGCUCGGCACACUACGACUACUCUCAUAACCAGUGGAAAGUAACGACCGAGUCAGGUGAAGUAUUCAACACGCAUUUUCUCGUCACUGCUAUUGGGUCGCUGACCAACCCGGUCUUGCCACGUAUUCCGGGAAUAACUAAAUUUAAAGGGACUUGGACUCAUACUGGACUAUGGCCCAAGGAAGGCAUCGACUAUGCCGGAAAGCGAGUUGCAGUUGUAGGUACAGGUGCCACCGGCAUACAGACCAUUCAAGAGGUAGCCAAGUCGGCGGGCACUUUGACAGUCUUUCAGCGCCGACCAAAUUGGUGUUCUCCAUUGGGAAACCGAAAGAUCGACGCCAAAGAAAUGGAAAGCAUUCGAGCCCGUUACGAUGAGAUAUUCUCCAUCUGCAAAACGACCCCGGGAUGCUUUGUUCAUCAAUUUGAUUCACGAAGCGUCUUUGACGUUUCCCCGGAGGAGCGGGAAGCAUUCUGGGAGAAGCACUAUUAUGAGCCUGGAUUUGGCCUGUGGAUGGGUAACUUCCGUGAUGUGUACACCGACAAAAAGGCAAAUGCCCUCCUGAGCGAAUAUGUUGCCAAGAAGGUCCGGGAGCGUGUGAAAGACCCAAAAGUAGCCGACAAACUUAUUCCGACAGAUCACGGGUUUGGCACACGCCGGGUUCCACUCGAAACGCAAUACCUAGAAGUAUACAACCAGGGCAACGUGGAGUUGGUGGACCUGAAUGAGGAGUCCAUCGAGCGCGUCACGGAGAAGGGAAUCAAAACAUCGAAGCAAGAGCGAGAGUUCGACGUCAUUAUCUACGCCACUGGAUUCGACCCUGUGACCGGAAGCUUCAAUGCCAUUGAUAUCGUCGGGGUUGACGGGCAGCGGCUGAAGGAACUAUGGGCUCCGGGGCCAAAGACACAACUGGGGUUCUUGGUCUCAGGAUUUCCAAAUAUGCUAAUGGCCAUGGGUCCGCACUCGGCUCUUGGUAAUUUCCCCCGGAGCAUUGAGUAUAGCGUCGAAUGGAUCGCAAAUCUCCUUGGAUAUGCGCGCGACAAUGGUAUCUCUGUUAUCGAGGCAACAGAAAAAGGCCAGAAAGAAUGGACAGACCAUGUCAGAACUUGCAGUGAAGGGCUGUUGGUCAACGAUGUCGAUUCCUGGAUUACUGGUGUCAACAGCAACGUCGAUGGGAAGAAAACGCGAACCUUGGUCAUCUUCAACGGCAGUGCCGUAGACUACCGAGCCCGCUGUGACAAGGUGGCUAGAGAUCAAUACAAGGAAUUGUCGCUAAAAAUAUAG
Messenger RNA from Cladophialophora psammophila CBS 110553, 1617 nucleotides. RefSeq lists its product as uncharacterized. The coding region runs from base 1 to 1617 and encodes 538 amino acids. NCBI's taxonomy places the organism in Eukaryota, Fungi, Ascomycota, Eurotiomycetes, Chaetothyriales, Herpotrichiellaceae. The record is from RefSeq and is a predicted model, not a curated record. The transcript has 3 exons. Gene Ontology annotation, molecular function: N,N-dimethylaniline monooxygenase activity; flavin adenine dinucleotide binding; NADP binding.